AUGGGUUCUGAGCGUGAGAACAAGACGUUCCUCGCGAGGCUCUGCGAGCAGGCCGAGCGCUACGAUGAAAUGGUCAAGUACAUGAAGGAAGUCGCCAAGAUCGGUGGCGAGCUCACUGUCGAUGAGCGCAAUCUUCUUUCCGUCGCCUACAAGAACGUCGUCGGUACCCGCCGUGCUUCCUGGCGCAUUAUCUCCUCCAUCGAGCAGAAGGAGGAGUCCAAGGGUUCCGACCAGCACGUCGGCAUCAUCAAGGACUACCGCGACAAGAUCGAGAAGGAGCUUGAGGAUGUCUGCCAGGAUGUCUUGAACGUUCUUGACGAGUCCCUGAUCCCCAAGGCCGAGACCGGCGAGUCCAAGGUCUUCUACUACAAGAUGAAGGGUGACUACCACCGUUACCUCGCUGAGUUCGCCUCCGGUGAGAAGCGCAAGGUCGCUGCCACCGCAGCCCACGAGGCCUACAAGAACGCUACCGACGUUGCCCAGACCGACCUUACCCCCACUCACCCCAUCCGCCUUGGUCUCGCUCUGAACUUCUCCGUUUUCUACUACGAGAUCCUCAACUCUCCCGACCGUGCAUGCCACCUCGCCAAGCAGGCCUUUGACGACGCCAUUGCCGAGCUCGACUCCCUCUCCGAGGAGAGCUACCGCGACAGCACCCUGAUUAUGCAGCUCCUACGGGACAAUCUCACUCUCUGGACUUCCUCCGACAGCCAGGAUGCUGAGGCCUCCAAGGAUGAGGGCGGUGCUCCCGCCGCUUCCGAGGAGGCUGCUCCUGCUCCUGCUGAGGAGAAGCCCGCUGAGGAGACCAAGCCCGCUGAGGAGUCCUAA
This is a messenger RNA of Penicillium argentinense, 828 nucleotides long. RefSeq names its product 14-3-3 adaptor artA-like protein. Bases 1 to 828 code for a protein of 275 amino acids. Lineage: Eukaryota; Fungi; Ascomycota; Eurotiomycetes; Eurotiales; Aspergillaceae. Gene Ontology annotation, cellular component: cytoplasm. Gene Ontology annotation, biological process: signal transduction. The record is from RefSeq and is a predicted model, not a curated record. The transcript is spliced from 8 exons.